AUGGCAGACGUUGCAACCCCAUCUGGCGCGGCCAUGUUUGACGGCGGUGCGCAAGACAAGAAGGAGAAGAAGGUGGUUGAGAAACCCGAGAAGCCCGAUGAGGAGGCAUACAAAGCGGCUCUCAAGAAGGCAGAGAAGGAACAUUCUACGUCUAUGGACAAGUUCAAUGCGAUCAAGGGGCAACUUGACUCUGCGAAACUUUCGAAAGACUCUCCAGCCGGUAAGCGGAAAUCGGAGCUGAUCGCACAAUUGAAAGAGAUCCGGGAAAAGCAAGGCGCUGGUAAAGCUGGUCGCAACAAGGUCUUUGACGAGAUUAAGAAUGAAGACAACAAGUUGAAGGACCUGAUCGCUGCUCAAAAGGUGGCCCGCAGCCGAGUUUCUUUUAAGAAUGUUGAGGAAAUCGACAAGGAGAUUGACCGGUUGGACAAGCAGGUUAAUAGCGGUAUGAUGAAGCUGGUCGAUGAGAAAAAGGCAUUGGCCGAGAUCUCGAACCUACGAAAGCAACGAAAAGGCUUUGCCGGCUUUGACGAAUCUCAGAAGCAGAUUGAUGAGAAGAAGGCCAAACUGAAGACCCUCAGAGACACUUUGGAUGACCCCGAGUCGAAAGCACUCUCCGAACGAUACAACAAGAUCCAAGGCGAGUUGGACACCAUUAAGGCAGAGCAAGACAAGGCUCAUGCAAGUCUCGACUCACUUUACGACCAAAAGAAGAAGCUCCAAGCCGAGCAACAGGAGAAGUACAAUGCUAUCAAGAAAAUCAAGGACGACUACUACCAGCAGGGCCGAGCCGUUCAGAAGUACGAAUUCGAAGCCCGACAACGUGCAAGAGAGCGAAAGAAGGCGGAGCAAGAGAGUUACCAGAAGGAGAAGCGGAUGGCGAGAGCUAAGGAAAUGCUGGAAGCAGCCAGCGACAAGGCUUACCUGGACGAGAUCCGCCGUGCUGAGUCACUCCUUCGAUUCUUGGAUCCCUCCUACAGCGCAGAGAAAGCACCUCUCCAAGCACCAUCCCAAUUCCAAGCCACAGCUCAACGUAAAGUCGAUGAUUCUGCCCUCAAGGGAAUGAAGGUGGUCAAGAAGGAGGAAGAAGACUACUUUGCAGGUACUGGCGGAAAGAAAGGCAAGAAGAACAAGAAAGCCGCCGCCUCCACAACCGAGACCCCUGCACCAGCUGGCAAAUACAGCUGCCCACCAUCCGUUAUGGAAGACUGUUCCGCAAUGGGCAUUGAUCCACCCAUGAGCGCAUCCGACAUCCCGGCUGUUCGUGAGAAGGUAAUGGCGAAGCUGAAACACUGGAAGGAGGACCAGAAUGCUCAAACCGAAAAGAAUAUUGCCAAAGCGAAACUUGAAGUCGAGCGCCUGGAAGCCGAGGAGUCUUCUUCUGUCCCAGGUACACCAACCACUUCUGCACCUAACGGACACGGUGAGACAAAGGCCACUGCCUCAGUCGACGAAGGUGGUUCUGUAGCUAACGAAGUGGAGCUUGUUAAGGCUGCCGCUUCAGACGUCGUCGCUGGCCUCAAGGGCGCUUCCUUGGAAGACAAAGACGAAUAA
Messenger RNA from Hyaloscypha bicolor E, 1551 nucleotides. RefSeq lists its product as uncharacterized. The transcript is spliced from 3 exons. NCBI's taxonomy places the organism in Eukaryota, Fungi, Ascomycota, Leotiomycetes, Helotiales, Hyaloscyphaceae. The coding region runs from base 1 to 1551 and encodes 516 amino acids. The record is from RefSeq and is a predicted model, not a curated record. Gene Ontology annotation, biological process: intracellular mRNA localization. Gene Ontology annotation, molecular function: mRNA binding. Gene Ontology annotation, cellular component: ribonucleoprotein complex; nuclear outer membrane-endoplasmic reticulum membrane network; endoplasmic reticulum.